Messenger RNA from Zygotorulaspora mrakii, 870 nucleotides. RefSeq lists its product as uncharacterized. The record is from RefSeq and is a predicted model, not a curated record. Bases 1 to 870 code for a protein of 289 amino acids. The transcript has a single exon. Lineage: Eukaryota; Fungi; Ascomycota; Saccharomycetes; Saccharomycetales; Saccharomycetaceae.
AUGGAAUUGCAUAAUAAUUAUUACCUUGCGGGACCUUCGGAGCAGCUGAAACCGCAACAAUUGUCAAGAAACGUUUUUUUUGGGCCCUUCAACGUUUUGUCAAGACACAAAUUUUUACAUGACAAUCAGAUUAAAUUCUUUAUUUGCAUUGGUAUACCCACCCAAAGACUGGUUAAUCUAACUAGUAAUAGUGAUGACGCGCUGAUGAUAAAUUUUGAUUCAUCGCUCAACACUACUAGUGUUCCAGUCACAACCGAUAUCGCGAACUAUCAAAACCACAAUUCGUUACUGCUGAGAACAGUUAUCGAUAAGAUACUCAUGGAAUCGUCACCUUCAUUCCUGCCACAGGAAUCAAAUAGAUGUCUUACACCUCAACCUGAAAAUUGUGUUUUCGAGCGACCCUUCAUUGAUAGCUUGCAAGGCAUCUAUCAAAAUGGUAGCGUAUUCACUGAAGACGUUACCGGUAGCGAAAGAUUCAAAAUAUUUAAUGAUCUGCUGACAGUUUUCCAAAUGGUAAACCCAAAUGCAAGCACAUUCAUAUUCUCUCAAAAUGGCAAUGAUGAAGAGUUGACAAGUUUCCUAAUGUCUCAGGUUCUUGUCAGAAACACAUACAUAAAACUGAAUGAAUCAUACAAAUUUGUCAAAUCUCUGCGACCUACAAUUAAUGACAUCAAGGACGAACAAACGUUUUGGCUGCACGGGUUGAUGGAUUUUUAUGAGUCGAUUAGAAAAAAUAGUGGCAAUUGUGAACAAAGCCCAGGAACGCAGAAAUUCAGAAAAAGGAUUGAUUCAAUGGAUGAAUCAGAUAUUAAGGUGGGAAAUAGCGGCAAUACUGUUGCUCGAUGCAAAAGGUCAAAACAGGGCCAUUAG